AUGACUGACACCAACACUGAAAACGGAACUGCAACGGUGGUUCUUCUCGGCAAAACGGCAAAUACUGUCGAAAGGACAGCAGGGGCAACAACCACCAAAGGCGGACUUAAGUACCGAGAACGGGAGAAAUGGGGCAACAAGUUUGAGUUUAUUCUCGCCUGUAUGGCAUAUGCCAUUGGACUGGGCAAUGUCUGGCGCUUUCCCUACCUGUGCUACAAAAAUGGAGGCGGCGCCUUCUUUGUGCCCUACUUCAUCUUUCUCCUUUUUGGUGCCAUUCCGAUUCUCUUCCUCGAGGUGGGCAUCGGCCAGUACUACCGUUCCGGGGGCAUCACCGUCUGGCGGCAGAUUGCGCCCCUCUUUAGCGGCAUCGGCAUCGGCACCGUCGCCAUCAGCUUCAUCCUCAACGUCUACUACAUCGUGGUGCUCAGCUGGGCGCUGCUCUACUUCUAUAGCUCAUUCAGCGCCGUCCUUCCCUGGUCCACCUGCGGCAACUGGUGGAACACCGACAAGUGCUGGGGACCAACUUCAAAUGGGACCAAACCUGCCCAGACAGUGCCCUCGGUGACGGAGUUCUGGGAGAACCGCGUUCUGCAGAUCAGUCCCGGCAUCGACCACCCUGAUGGCCUGCAACCUGAGCUGGCCAUCACACUUCUGAUCGCCUGGAUCGUCUGCUUCUUCUGCAUCUUCAAGGGCGUCAAGUCGACGGGCAAGGCAGUCUACGUGACGGCCAUCUUUCCCUACGUCGUGAUCACGGCGCUCUUCAUUCGCGGCGUGACAUUGCCCGGCGCCAGCGAGGGCAUUGCCUUCUACCUGACGCCUCGUUUUGAGAAGAUUCUCGAGGCGCAGGUGUGGAUGGACGCCGGGACGCAGAUCUUCUUCAGCUACGCAAUAGCGCUAGGCUGCAUGACGGCACUGGGAAGCUACAAUGAGUUUAACAACAACUUUUAUCAUCAGCUCUUCUUCCUCACAUGCAUGAACUCUGGCACCUCUUUCUAUGCUGGCUUUGCCAUUUUUUCAGUUUUGGGGUACAUGGCCGUAGAGCAGGGUCUCAAGGUGGAGGACGUCGCUGAGCAAGGGCCUGGUUUGGCUUUCAUCGCCUACCCGCGAGCUGUCAGCACGAUGCCGUGGUCGUCCUUCUGGGCUGUAAUGUUCUUCACCAUGAUUCUCAUGCUCGGCCUUGGCUCGCAGUUUGUCGGCGUGGAAGGCUUUGUGACGGCAAUGGUGGACCUUUUUCCGGGCUAUCUGCGUUAUGGACGGAGACGAGAGUGGUUCAUUGCGGGCACAUGUGUCGUCAGUUACCUCAUUGGUCUGACCAUGGUCACCAGGGGAGGCAUGUACGUCUUUCAGAUAUUUGACUUUUACGGAGCAUCGGGAAUGUGCCUGCUCUUUUACUGCUUCUGGGAGGCAUUUGUCAUUGGCUGGGUUUACAAGGCCGACCGCUUUUACGACAACAUCGAGGCGAUGAUUGGCAUUCGCAUCAUUCCCUGGUUCCGCUGGUGCUGGAAGUGGUUCACGCCGGCAGUCACUGUGGCCACCUUUACCUUCUACCUGGUCACUCACCGCGCUCUAAAGUACAACAAAACGUAUGAGUACCCAGCGUGGGGCAUCGCACUGGGCUGGUCGCUGGCAAUGGUCUCCAUUGUCAUGCUGCCCAUCAGCAUGGCCUACGUCUGGUGGAGUACCCCCAACAUGCCUAAU
Molecule: messenger RNA, 1698 nt
Organism: Rhagoletis zephyria (snowberry fruit fly)
Lineage: Eukaryota; Metazoa; Arthropoda; Insecta; Diptera; Tephritidae
Source: RefSeq, a predicted model, not a curated record